AUGAACAGUUGGACUGGAUAUUUUGCUCGUGUCCAUGGCGUAAGUCAGCUUAUCAAGACGUUUCUAUGGAAGACAGGAUGCAACUGUCAAAUUCUAAACCUUGGGGCUGGGGUGGAUACCACCUUCUGGAGCUUAAAGGAUGAGGAUCUUCUAUCAGGUACAUCUUGGAAAGUCGAUGUUUCAGGGAUUGUCAUGAGGAAGCUGCACAGCAUCAAAACCAUUGUGACCAGACCUACAUGGACAGCUGCAAGAACAAAGGAUUCUGGCACCAAGAAGUUGGCCACAACCAGCCACACCUUCACCCCUUUUAGUAGAAAGUCUUUGGGACCCUUUUCCACUGGCUUCUUGGUCUGCUAGCUUUCUGAGUAAAGCUGCUAUUUCUUUAGCCAACAUUUGUGUAUCACCUCUCACUUUAUUGUCCUGUUGUGUGAUGAGCCAUUUGAGCCUGGACUUGGUAAUAAAAUCUGCCCUUUUAUGCA
This is a messenger RNA of Phacochoerus africanus (Common warthog), 479 nucleotides long. Its product is annotated as leucine carboxyl methyltransferase 1-like. The transcript is spliced from 4 exons. Gene Ontology annotation, molecular function: protein C-terminal leucine carboxyl O-methyltransferase activity. Lineage: Eukaryota; Metazoa; Chordata; Mammalia; Artiodactyla; Suidae. Gene Ontology annotation, biological process: C-terminal protein methylation. The record is from RefSeq and is a predicted model, not a curated record. Gene Ontology annotation, cellular component: cytosol. The coding region runs from base 1 to 357 and encodes 118 amino acids.